Molecule: messenger RNA, 4445 nt
Organism: Gopherus evgoodei (Goodes thornscrub tortoise)
Lineage: Eukaryota; Metazoa; Chordata; Testudines; Testudinidae
Gene: C4H1orf74
Product: chromosome 4 C1orf74 homolog
Exons: 2
Coding region: 2002-2802 (266 amino acids)
Source: RefSeq, a predicted model, not a curated record
CAUGAACCAAUCCCAUGGUAGAUCCAAAUACUUUGAGGUUUGGAAAUGCAUUUAAAUUUUCUUCUUGAUUUUAGUUGCCUCUGUGCUUUUUGUUUGCAAAAUAAUACUGUGUUGGGUACGUUUACAAGGGUUUAGCUUUUAGGCUACCUAUUGUAUCUAAGCUCCCACCUUAAGCUGUUGACAGGUCUUCAGGGUUUUUAGAACAGGAACUCUGGAUAAAACUCUGAAUUGCUACCUGUUUUGAGGUUUACCUACCCUCAUAACCAUGUGCUAUAGUAAAUCUUCUGUCAUCUUGAAAAUAGGAUGUAUAAGAAAGGGAACUCAGCUGCCUUUAGAUCAGCUGGUGUGGAGGUACAGUUUGCCUUCCAGUUUACAGGAUCGCAGGCUACCAGAGGGGAAGGUGGGGUGAUGUGAUAUGAAUUAACCUUUUUAAAAGCCAGCUACAGUGGUUUAGCUACAGUAGUGCUAGUCAUGCCAGGGUCCAAAAGUUAUGGGGCUUAUGCAGCAGAGGGUGCCUAGAGUGGUAGAUUUUGGGAUCACCUGUGCUUGCCCCAAAGGGUGGCAGUGGCAGAUGAGGCUGGUGGGGCUGCCCAGGGACCAGGGUAGGCUGCCGCCCAGGUAUCUGAGGAAGUCGUCUGACCCCUAUCUCCUGGGUAAGAUUGUUGCUGUGGUCAGGCUCUUAGCAGCCUGGGGCUUGUCUGGGUGGCACUGUCAGGUUUUCAGUCCCUGGAACAGCCCCUGCCCUGGACUCUCACUGCUGCCACCACAACAGCAAGGAGCUCAUCUGGAAAGAGGCAGGAGGUGUGAGGGUUGCUGAGGGCCAGGUUGGGGGUGGGUCAGCUGAGAUGGGCAGGGGCCCCAAACCUAUUCUUGCACCAGGCUCACUGAGGCUUUGUUAUGCCCUGGACCUGCUAGAGGGGAAGGUUGGGUAGCAAUAUGCCCCCUCUUGCUAAAGGGGUGUAUCAGGAUGGACCUCUGAGCUGCUGAGUGGGUGAACCUCCCAAGAGCCUGGAGCAGGUGCUGUCUGCAUGUUAUAUCUGUGGAACUUAUCUCUGUAGUAGGGUGGAAGGCAGCAAUUUAAUGCUGAAAAUGGGCUUCUCUGACCUACUGGGAAAUACCUAGCAGGAGAGGGGGCAAGCCAGGCCGAGAGGUGAGGUUUGUGGAACCCUCUUGACUUGCCAAAUAGGAUAGUCCAGCUCUCCCUCUGUGACACUCUAGUUGAUGCUUCUACCUAGACAAUCUUUCGACUGAAAAAUUUCACUACAAGGUGUUUGGACACUAGGUUUGCGUGGUGCUUUGGCCGCUGCUGGUUCAGUACUUGGCUUUUGUCUCUGAAAUGGGCACUGAAUAUGAUUCUGAUGCAAUGCAACCCUUGUUAGUGGAGCAGCCAAAAGAGGAUUCUGCAAAUGCAACAUGGAAAGGUGUUUUUACUUGUGUUCUAAGUGUGGCGUUUCACUUGCAUCUGCACACAGUCCCCAAGAGCAAAGAUGUAGCUGUAUCUGCAAUAUUUGGAAACCUCCCGGUCCUGUAGCCUGCUCUGGGGCUAGCUUAGCUAUAUGCAAGGGGUGCAGCUUGCAGGAGUGGCCAUGGAGAGCUUCCGUGUGCAGCCGCAACACAGCCUGUCUCUUUAAGUGCAGACAGCAGGCGGGACUCGCCCGGCCACUGUUGUGUCAGGUGAUGAGGGAGCAGCAAGUGAGGGGAAGCGGAAGCCUGAGCUCUUAAUCGGCUCCUAAGUCCUGCCCUUCGCUUCCCGCAGUGGAGAAAGGAAAGCACCAGCCGGUCAGUGCACAAGGGAGCCUGGGUUCGGCUGGGGUCCUGCAGCAGGAUUGCACGCUCCUCCUCUGCCCCAUACGCAAGCCGAUGCACACACGUAUCUUUCAGGAAGUGAUUUAGGGCAGCAGAAGCCUAAAGAAAAGUUGAUUGUGGAGGUAUAGAGAACCGUGAUUCAAGAUUUCACUCUGGAUCAGCCAGUUCUAGAAUAAUCCUGAAACUAGGGAGCAGAUGGCAACACUGUCCCCUCAGUUGCUAACUGCGGCAGCUCAGCAGAACCUUAGACCAGGAAGGAAGAAGAGUUUAUCUCCAGCUGCCUCCUUGCACCUGGCUGGGGAGAUCUUAGCUGUAGCUUCUGGAUUGAAACCCGCUCUCCUGUACGAUUACAAUUCAGUUGGAGUAGACAAAAUCGAGAACUAUCUUCUACAGAUCCAGGGCAUUGGCCUGACAAAGCAUCGGCUGCACCUUCUAAAUAUAGCAGACAAUGUUCUGAUACUCAACCUGGAGAAGACGGCACUGUGGCUGGAAAUGCUGUUACUCACAAACAAAGUGCCCUUCAUUGAUGUUUCAGCCUCUAGGACAUGUCCUGGCCACUGUGAGCCAGAGUAUGUGGAAUCUAUAAAAGGCCACAUUGCUGAAAUACUGGCUCAUGUUAAAACACUGCCAAAUAUCACAUCCCAGCCGGUCACUACCAGUGAGAUCUUCUCUUCCGAUUGGAAUCUAUGCACCAUCUUUGGUGUUCUCCUGGGCUACCCAGCUUCCUAUACUUUCACUUCUGAGCAGGGGUUUGACAACUGUUUGUCUCUGACCCCACUGAGAGUUUUUACUGUCCAGGCCUCUUGCUGUAGGAUAAGUAAAGAUCUCAGAGUCCGAAUUUAUUCCUUUAGUGUCCCAGAGAACCUGCAUCUUGCCAUGAAGGAGGCCCUGGAUGCGUGGAGUGGAAAUCUGAAGGAUGUAUUUAGUGUGCAGAAUGACUUUGCAAACCUCUGUAUCUCAACGGAGGUGGUUUCUCUAGCCGCUGUUGCUUUGUAAAUCUAGUUUCUUCAUUUCUUUUCAUCACAGGCUUGGGGGGUGCCACGCAUGAAAUCUAGCGGGACACUUAACACUGCCCUAUGGACAAAGGUUCCCCCAAGAAUAUCUUGAAACCACAGCUCUCCCCCACACCUGGAAUUUAGGGCCCAGAGUACUGGAUGUGAAGGGUGAGCAUAUUAGAUGCUGAACUUGUAUUUGCCCUGUCACUGAUAUAUUGAACACUUGCUUUUCCUGGAAGUGCACUUUGUGGAUUAAGGCACCCACAGCUGGGUUGCAGGCAGUUCCUGGAUGGAUCCCAGUUGUAGGAUGUUCAACUCCUAGGGUUUGUCUACACUUACAACACUGCUGUAGUGCUUAAUGAAGAUGUGACCUAUGCCGAUGGGAGAGCUGCGCCCUUCAGCCUAGGUACUGCACCUUCCUGAGAGGCGGUAGCUAUGGUGACGGGAGAAGCUGUUCUGUCGACAUAACACUGUCUACACCAGGAGUUUGGUCAAUAUUGCUGUGUUGCUCAGGGGUGGGGAUUUUCCACUACCCUGAGUGAUAUAGUUAUACCAACAUCAGUUCAUAGUGCGAACCAGGGCCUAGUAACCUCACUCAAAUGGCACAAUUGAACUCCACCUCAUUUUGUCUUCCAAAUAGAACUGUGGUAAUUCAAUUCCAUUCCCUGCCCUACCCCAUCAACAGGUGCUCCUAAUGGCGGUUUGAUUAGAAGAAUGACCACAGUGACAGGAGUCAAGAAGCCAUGAGUUCUAAUGUCAUUUUUUCCUCUGGGUCCAUUGGGGCAAGUGAUUUCUCCCCAUAUGUGCCUCAGUUUCCCCAGCUGUAAAAUGGGGAUAUUUACCUCUCAGAAACAAUAUGAGGAUUAAAAAGGGGUCCAUAUUUGUACUGUGCUUUGAACAUGUAAAAUUUUAUAAAUAUUGUUACUAAUUGCCUAUGUUAUCUAGUGUAACCCAUCUACCAUAGACUGCUUGUGCUCACAGCACAGAUGUGUGCGUUAAAGAUACGUGCUGUUGUCAAAGCAACAGAACUCAGCUGUAAAAGGAAUUUCAGUAAGUACCCAGCAUUGACUUGGAUUAACAUGGUAUUGACAUUUCACAAUUUUUCUCCCUACGCUUAAUUAAAAAAAAAAAAAUUAGCAACCUGUAGUGCUUUGUAUGGAUUGGAGGGUGGCAGGGAGGGGAGAGGAUGAGGCUACAAUGAGCAGCUAGGAGUUGAUGAGGAGCUGGACAAGAGCUGAGACAGUCUAGACGGACAGAAAAGGCAGGGAGGGGCAAGGUUUUGUGUCUCCUACUAAGUUCUUUCCUCCCACAGUGGGAGUUUUUAAGUGACUGUGCAAUAAAACAUAUGGCUGCUGCAGCACAGAAACUGAAUCUUUUCUAAUGCAACCUUCAAUUAAAAAUUAAACCAAGCAAGAGGAAUGAUCUCACCGCAUUUAUUGGACCAGUGUGAAUUUGUUGAGGAGUGAGACCAGCUCAAAAAUAUCCCCCCAAAAACCCUACAAAAUUUUUAUACAUUACAGUGAAAAAAGUUGAGUCAGUUGCUAUGCUGAGGUAAUUGAAACUGAUGGAUUCUCAUGGUACAAAAUUGGCUAAGAAAGCCGCCAUGGCUGCCGCUAUCACCACCAUUAGGAGAGGGAUCCAGUG